Fundulus heteroclitus (mummichog) is the source of this 1843-nucleotide messenger RNA. RefSeq lists its product as uncharacterized. The record is from RefSeq and is a predicted model, not a curated record. The transcript is spliced from 2 exons. Bases 88 to 471 code for a protein of 127 amino acids. NCBI's taxonomy places the organism in Eukaryota, Metazoa, Chordata, Actinopteri, Cyprinodontiformes, Fundulidae.
CACCCAGGACCAUCUUCCCUCCUCCUCGCAGACGCCAACGUAACACCUUGGGGUGGCCUGGCUCACCCUGAAUCCUCCUUUACCACAAUGCCCCCAGCGUUUCCCCAAGCAAGACCCUCUCCAAUCCCGCCGGGUCCUCGGCCGACGCCUGACACUCCUAGAGAGGAGGAUGAGGAAGACGAAGAAUGCUGUCAUUCAGGUUUCAGCUCCGAGAUCCAAUCUCCGUGCCUGCUGGUCCCUAAGAACAACACAGGUGGGGUGGGCAGAGGGCUGCGGGCGAGAAGGAGGGUGAUACCUCAGCGCCGGGUUCCUCGCCCUCCACGUCUUCCACCACUGCGUCCAAUCACAAACCUCAGCUUCUCUAGGAGCUUCACGUUCUCCUUCUUUGAGCUGCCACUGCAUCACUCCCCUCACUGUCGGGCCGAACGGGUCAGAAACCUCUUUCAGCUCCUGAAGCAGAUACACUACUGAGGACUCUUUCAGUCAAGCUAUGUGUAACAUUUAUUAAGAGCCUGAAUUGUCAAAUGAAUGGAGGAAGAAGUGCUGUCUUAAUAAAACAAUGGAUGCUUUUAUCUCAUAACUCUGAACUUUUAAAGUUUGGGCACAUUGUGUUGUGUUUGACACGUUUCGUUGGUUUUGCCGUCAUCGAUAUACCCAUAGAUGGACCUAUGGAGGAGAUUAAAGUGUUUUAAACAGCUGCUUCCUAUGAUUCCUUCCAAUUUUCUCUUUUUUUUUGUCAAAUUAAGGAGUGGAAUACUUAAAAACAGACUCAAACCGAUGUAUUUAUCUCUCAUCUAGUCCCUCUUUCUAUCUGUCUCUCUCUCCCUCUCUCACAAACAUCUCUGAAAGCUGAGUUGGGAUAAUGCAGCCAUUCAUUGCCUCUGAAAGACUGCUGAAGGGGAAAGAAAGGGGCUGUAAAAUGGCAUCUCUGUGCAGAGUUCAAGGCUGUCUUCCUCCUUCCCCGAUUCACGUGUAACAGCCUGUGUAGCUCAGUGUGUGUGUGUUGACAACAAAACUGUACAUUACCACAGUCACAUGUGUGAACCCACCUUCCCUAUGUGGCUUCUCUCUGUUAGACAUUAGACAACCUCGUGUCGUUCUCCUUUGAUUUGGUUUCAGUUCUCACAAAGUUACCUGUUAUUGUUGUUGUUGUUGUGUAGUGAGGGAUUAAAGAAAUGCUCGUUUCAAGCCAAAGCCAAGGGAAGGUUUUUAUUCACUAUUUGCAGGAAUUUCAGACAGUACUGUGGAGUUCUCAUUGUAAGCAGCAGAAUCUGACAGUAAUUUGCGAUGAAGCACAGUUGCAUGUUCUGGGUCAGGGGGGUGAAAAAUAAGUCCUUGUCAUUCUUAGAGAAGGUAUAACUGUAAGAAGACCUUGGAUCCAAAAUAAGUACGGCGUGCUGUUUGUGUGCCCAGUAACUGUUAGGGGUGUAAAUCCGCAGCUUUAUCACGAUACGAUGUUAUAUCGAUUUGUUUGAAUGACGAUACGAUAUUAGCCAAUAUAACAAAGUCCGAAACAAUUUCCAAUCGAUGCGAUCGAUAUGAUGCAAUAUUAUCUGCCCACACUAAUGCUUACAUUGAUAUUAACUCACAAAAAAACUAAAUAUGAUUUGACUAUUUUACUUUGAAGCGGGCAUUUAAAUCAAAAACAACAUUCUUCUAAUUUUAAAAUGAUAAUAUAUCACCUGUACCCUUUGGUCUCAUGCCUUGUGGAUUUCAAAAUAAAGCUGCAUCUUAAAAAUGAAGAUAUGGAACAAUAUUUUCAUUUUGCAUCAAUGUAAUUGGAUAAUUAAUAAUUAAAUCAAUAUAUCGAUGUGGAUCAAUGAAUUGCUACACCCCUGGUAAC